Molecule: messenger RNA, 1417 nt
Organism: Zootermopsis nevadensis
Lineage: Eukaryota; Metazoa; Arthropoda; Insecta; Blattodea; Termopsidae
Gene: Sirt2
Product: NAD-dependent protein deacylase sirtuin-2
Cellular component (GO): nucleus
Molecular function (GO): histone deacetylase activity, NAD-dependent; NAD+ binding
Source: RefSeq, a predicted model, not a curated record
GUCACUUAGUAAUUGUCUGUGAUCGUCUUCUGUGGUGUUGUGAAGUAAUGGUGUCCAAUUAAUUCCGUAAUUUUUCGGCUACCUGACUGUGAGGCCAAGUAUGAUUUGUAAUGCUGCUGGUGGUCUCACAACUAUAAAUUGAAGUACAUUAGAGUAAUACAAGUGAAACAAGAGCUGUAUUUUCGUUCUUCGUUCAUGGCGUCUUCAGUGACAGACGGGGAUGGACCUCAAAAAGAAGAAUCUGCAAGUGGUGUGAGCAGUGGCAGUUCAUCUAAAGCUGGGCUUCAGCGGAACAAUGAAGAUGAAGGAGCAGUUGAGAUGAUUCGAAGAUAUUUGGCUGAGAAGUUAGGAUUCUAUGAGGAUAAAAAGAAAGAAGUAUCAGAAGGAAAGGCUAAGGUGCUAACAGAGGCAUCUGUUGAUGGUGUUAUAAAGUACAUUCAAGAUGGGAACUGCAAAAAUGUAAUCACAAUGGCAGGAGCUGGUAUAUCCACAUCUGCUGGUAUUCCUGAUUUCCGUUCCCCAGGAUCUGGCCUCUACCACAACUUAGAGAAGUACAAAUUACCCGAUCCGCAAGCAAUCUUUGAGAUAGGCUUUUUCCAGCGUAAUCCACAACCAUUCUUCACUCUUGCCAAGGAACUGUAUCCUGGUUCUUUUAAGCCAACUACAUCCCAUUAUUUCAUACGACUUUUAAACGAGAAGGGCCUGCUACGUCGUCAUUAUACACAGAAUAUUGACACACUGGAGCGAGUAGCAGGCCUACCUGCAGAGAAGAUUGUGGAGGCUCAUGGAACAUUCCAUACAUCUCACUGUCUUGAAUGCAAACAAGAAUAUGAAAUUGAGUGGAUGAAAGAACAAAUAUUCUCUGAUUCAGUUCCCACUUGUGAAAAAUGUAAUGGUGUUGUAAAGCCAGAUAUAGUUUUCUUUGGAGAAAAUUUACCAACACGCUUCUUUUCCUGCAAUGAAAAAGAUUUCUCUAAGUGUGAUUUGCUGAUCAUCUUAGGUUCAUCUCUUGCUGUGCAACCAUUUGCAUCUUUAAUAGACAGAGUGCCAAAAGAAUGUCCACGCUUGCUGAUUAAUCGCGAGAAAGCUGGUCAGAGAGACCGGCUGAUGACACUGUUGGGAAUGGGAAGUGGUAUGGACUUUGACUCGGAUGACAACUUUCGAGAUGUGGCAUGGCUGGGAGAUUGUGAUGAGGGAUGUCAGAUGUUGUCAGAUAAACUUGGCUGGGGGGAUGAGCUGAGCACACUUGUUAAGGAAGAGCAUGCACGAAUUGACAAAGAAAAGAAAGAAGAAGCCUCCAAAAGAAAAAUAAAAUAUCCCUCUGAGAAAAAAAGAGCAGAGUCAAAAAACCAUUGAAUGUACUGAAUAUGUAAACAUAUGCAUUGUAACUUUCUAUUAAACAGCAGCUUUAAACAUA